Molecule: messenger RNA, 499 nt
Organism: Sinocyclocheilus rhinocerous
Lineage: Eukaryota; Metazoa; Chordata; Actinopteri; Cypriniformes; Cyprinidae
Gene: or90j1
Product: odorant receptor, family 90, subfamily J, member 1
Exons: 1
Biological process (GO): detection of chemical stimulus involved in sensory perception of smell; G protein-coupled receptor signaling pathway
Cellular component (GO): membrane
Molecular function (GO): G protein-coupled receptor activity; odorant binding; olfactory receptor activity
Source: RefSeq, a predicted model, not a curated record
GAAACCUUUUUCAAAAACUUCAUUGUGUUCUUAUUUGGUAUCAUUAUCAAUUGUAUCAACAGCUUGCUGGUUUAUACUUUCUUCAAGAAUCCUGUCUUCGCUCAGGAGCCCCGCUAUAUCCUCUACAUGCAGCUGAUCAUCAAUGACAUCAUUACAUUGUCUGUCUGUGUGAUUUUGUUUGUGUUAUUUUACUUAAUGCCAAACAUGAAUGUUGCUAUCUGCUGCAUUUUCAUCUUCAUUGGAAGCAAUGCCUACAAGAACACACCACUAAACCUGGCCGGCAUGGCUAUUGAGCGCUUCGUGGCCGUCUGCUUCCCUCUACAUCAUGCACGAAUAUGCACCGUCCAAAACACCAAAAUCCUGAUCGGCAUCAUCUGGCUGGUGGGAGCUGUGCCUGGUCUGUUGGACCUGCUUGUGGUCUUGGCUCUUCGUCCACUUUCCUUCUUUACCACUAGCCGGACAUGCUACCACCAAAAUGUGUUUGAUUUAGAAUACAAUU